ACUACCAGCGACUCAGCAACAUAUGCGUCUGACAAUGGCGACAGAAGAACAACGUGCUGCUGCGGAAAUUGUGAGAUCUUUGGCUCGACACUUAAACUGUUUGAAUGGAGACGAGAAAUUCACAAGAAAACGGGCACUGGAAGGUAUAAAAAAAGAAACAAUCGAGAAAGGCUUGUCAAAUACCGUGUUACAAGAAGUUUUUGCUAGUCUGCUCAAUUCGCUUCUGAGAUGCCUAUCAGAUCCCAUGGAAAGAUGCCGAGAACUUUCUAUUCAGACAAUAAGAGACUUUAUAAGAUGUGUUUCAAACCCAGAGUCAUCACUGCCUUACAUAAUGCCUUGUUUGGUUCAGCGACUCGGUGGAAAUGAGAUAGUAGAACCAGCGGAAGAGUUGCGGCUGUCUAUGGUGGAAGUUCUGUCGCUUAUCGUAGAGGUCUGUGAGAGGCACCUUGCUCCGUACCUGGACGAUAUGAUAAAAAUACUGCAAAAAACUAUAACUGACCCUUUCCCCGAAGUUAUAAAGGAGAGUUGCAAAUGCACAAUACUUUUUGCCCGAAGUGUACCAGACCACUUCCAUAUGCAAGCAGAGUGUCUGGUUAAGCCUUUGAUGCAGACGAUUUCACAUCAGCAUUCACGGGUGAGAAUGGCUAUCAUAGAGGCCACUGGGGCUGUUGUCCUUUUUGGCACAGUGAAGACAAUGGAUGAUGUUCUCUCGCACAUGGCCCAGAGAUUGUUUGAUCACUCACCCCAGGUGAGGAAGGCUGUGACUUUGGUUGCUGGUGACUGGCUUCUCAACUUCAAAGACAGAUACUCUUACUUCCACAAGCUUCUUCCACUGUUGUUAAGCAGCCACAGCGAUGACCUCCCAGAGAUCAAAGCUUUGGCAUGUGAGCUUUGGUGGCAAGUUGGUGCUCAGUGGGAGAAAGAAAAUGAAGAUGAUCUGAAGAACAAAAUGGACUACCUGCUUUCCUCACCUUUGCAGUACCCACCUGGAGUGGAUCGUCCAGGACUGGGGUGCAGGGAGCUGGUGGUAAGGAACUUGUCUAAGCUAAUGCCAGCCUUGAUUCAUGAUGCUAGGGAUUGGCUGGUGCAGACACGAGUAAAGACAAUGCAGCUACUUCAAGUCCUUCUUCUGCAUGCCGAAGAGCACUGCACACAACACCUGCAGCAACUGCUCACAAUUCUCUACCAUGCCUGCUGUGACUCAGAACAAGAUGUCAGAAAAAACGGUUUGGAGUCAGCCAGGCUUCUAGGGGUGUUUGUUAGCCCAGAGGUCUUCCUCAAGCUAAUACUGGCUCAUGUGAAGAACUCUUCCUCCUGCUCUUGUUCUCCUUGGGCUCCUCUGAUGGUUUUGUCAGCAAUCCUGAAGGGGAGCAACAGGAAGGUGCUGGGUCCACAACUUCUCCAAAUCGGACAAGUACUUUCUCAUCCUGAUGUCUGUCAGGAGUCUCAGCAGACUGUGUAUGUUGAGCAGCUGCUGGCAUGUGUGGAGGUUCUUCUGGAGGUGUGUGAGGAAGACUGUGGCAUCAUCAGUCUACCACUGGUGAAGAUUCUUGUGACUAUGCAGUGUGUAUCCACAGAGCUACAAAUCCAUACUAAGGCAGAGGAGUGUGUACUGUGUUUGUGUCAAGUGCUAAGUCUCAGUGUGCAUGAGCUGUACAGACAGCACAUGGCACAGUUGCUGCAGUGGUUGAUGGAAUCCCCAAAAUCCUGGUCCACAUACUCUGUCAAGAAAACCCAACUAGAGAUUAUUGCCCUUCAGUCCGGUCCAGUGGUUGGAGAAUUUCUCCCAGAGCUCAUACCUCUGUUGCAGAAAUGUUUAUUGCCCAGUCAAGAACCAGAGAUGCGGCUACACAUUUUCACUAUGCUCUCCAAGCUUCUGUUGAAUUCUAGGAAUACACUGGAUUCACAGGGGACAUUUUCUAUGUACCUAGAUGUAUUUCUGCAGGAGCUCCUGUUACCUAAUCUGGUGUGGCAUGCAGGCCGUGCUGCAGCCGCAAUUCGGACUUCAGCUCUCAGCUGUCUACUGGCUAUGCUGCAGGGCGAAGCUCUUUUAAAGGAACAGGUUCUAAAUAUGGAGACAGAAUUCAGUGCUUACCUAAUUUCAGCACUGGAGGAAGACUCACAGCUCUCUCGCUUGCUGGCCUGUAGAUCAAUAUCCUCAUUCAUUACUGUUACAGAACGAUGCCUUAACCCAGAUACACUCAACAAGAUCUACCCAGAGCUUUUAAAACGGUUAGAUGACAGCAGCCAGGAGGUGCGUGCUGAAGCUCUGAAAGCUCUGAGUGUGUGGCUCUCAUCUUUAGACAAAAACUUUGACACACACACACAUCACCCCAAUCUCGAGUUCCUUUUCCAGCAUUUGCUGCUUUACUUGGAUGACCCUGACCACCAAAUCCAGCUUAUGGUACUGGAGGUUCUGAAAGCCAGUAGUGUUGCAGAUCCUGUUCUUCUGCAGCAGAAAGUGGAGGAAGUGAGAGAGAAACAGCGCAGCUCUGAGUACUGUGAUCAGCUGCUCCAGUAUAUACAGUCUCUGUGAUGCAAAGCCACAAUUCAUUGUCCAGUGGACUACAUAAAGCAUCUAUAUUUUUGAAUAUUUGAUAAAUCAGAACUAAAUAGUUUGUUUAUAUGGUCAUAUAAAAUGUUGACUGCCUGAUAAUUCUCUAUCUAAGGAAAUUUGUAACAAAGUUUUUUUUUAAAUGGUUUAAUAAUCAUUUAUGGUUUGCUCUUGUAAUACUACAGAAUGUAGAUUAAAGUAAUAUGUUUAGUAGUAGCUCUAAUUUUCAUGUUGUUUUUAUUUUUAACUGUUUGGUAUAUGAUAUCACUGCAUUUUCAUUAAAGGCGAAAAUGGGAAAAAUGGUACACCAUUAAUUUCACAUCAAAUUCCACAUCAAAUUCCACAUCACAUUCCAAAGGCUUUUAAAAUAAGUUACACAGUAGCCAACAUAGUGUAUGCAGAACAUUUGCAGAGCAUUAUAUGCUUUAAAUGUUAAAACAAUUUUGUAAGGUUUCAGUUAAAACAAUGUUCAUCCACUCUGUUGUUGACUAUUAUAUUUAGCUUAAUGUUAUUCAAUCCAGAAAUUUUCAGUUACUAAAGGAAGAAACUACUUACAAAACUGUAAUUUGCAUUAACAAAUGCACAGUGAUUAAGUACUGUUAAAGCUCUUUAUGAGGUAUCAGAGCAAACAACAUGCUAUAAGUCCAAAUAGACAUCAUAUUUUUUUUAUCAUAAAUAUCUUAUUUUUAUAUGGUCACGUUCAUAAUGUAGCUCUACACAUGAAAUGUUGUAAUUUAUAUUGUUGUAGCAGUUUUUUACUUCAUUUUUACUUUAUUUUUUAGUCUGUCAUUGAAGUUACAGAGCCAAACGAGCUUGUAUAUCCGGCUUGUGUCUCAAUUUCACGCAAGUAACACUUCUG
This is a messenger RNA of Hemibagrus wyckioides, 3413 nucleotides long. RefSeq names its product dynein axonemal assembly factor 5-like. Lineage: Eukaryota; Metazoa; Chordata; Actinopteri; Siluriformes; Bagridae. Gene Ontology annotation, molecular function: dynein intermediate chain binding. The coding region runs from base 23 to 2536 and encodes 837 amino acids. The transcript is spliced from 13 exons. Gene Ontology annotation, cellular component: cytoplasm. The record is from RefSeq and is a predicted model, not a curated record. Gene Ontology annotation, biological process: cilium movement; outer dynein arm assembly; inner dynein arm assembly.